Gopherus evgoodei (Goodes thornscrub tortoise) is the source of this 440-nucleotide messenger RNA. Its product is annotated as macrophage migration inhibitory factor-like. The transcript is spliced from 3 exons. The record is from RefSeq and is a predicted model, not a curated record. NCBI's taxonomy places the organism in Eukaryota, Metazoa, Chordata, Testudines, Testudinidae. Gene Ontology annotation, molecular function: phenylpyruvate tautomerase activity; cytokine activity. The coding region runs from base 24 to 371 and encodes 115 amino acids.
AAAAAGGCUCUUGUAAUCAAAAGAUGCCUAAAUUCAUUAUUAACACAAAUGUGAGCAAGGAUAAUGUACCAGAUUGCUUGAUAGAAGAGCUCACCCAGCAACUACCAAAAGCACUGGGCAAACCGGCACAGUAUCUAGCACUACAGAUCUCUACUGAUCAGCUGCUGUCCUUCCAUGGCUCCAAAGACCCCUGCGCCAUGUGCUUUCUCUACAGCGUUGGCAAGAUAGGAGAGCAGGAGAACAAGGACUAUUCCAAGCUGCUGUGUGAUCUUCUGAACAAACAUCUGAAAAUACCUGCAGACAGAAUCUACAUCAGCUACUUUGAUAUGAGUGCUGCCAAUGUAGGCUGGAACCGUACCACCUUUGCUUAAGGCCUAUGUAAAGUAACAGGUUAUUCAUGGACUAGAAUUUUACUGAGUUCUGUGAUUAGUGCUCACCAU